ACAUUGAUAGCAGACAACAACAAAUCAUUAGUCAUUAACAUUUCUGUUUUUUUAAUCUGUGUUGAUAUCAUUUAUCGUAUCAACUAUUGUCGCUAGGAUGUUCUCCCAUCUGUCUGGGGGCCGUGCUAAUAUACAGCUUCUGCAAGAAGCGGCCGUUCGGGAGCUGGUUGAAAUUUUGGACCGUUGCGAAGGAACUAAAGCGAUUAUAUGGGACGAAUCACUAGGUGGUCCGGUGGGUUUGGUAGCCCGAUACACUUUCCUGAAAGAACAUCAUGUCACUAAGAUGUACCCAUUGCGGCCAGAGCCGUGGGUUGAUAUUGAUGUGAAAAAUAUUAUCUUCAUUACACGGCCCAACCAAACGCUGAUGGAUUAUAUCGCGAACAAUAUUCACGAGGAGGAACAGAACAAGAAAAUAUCUAGAAAGGAGUUCUAUCUGUAUUUUCUGCCGAAAAGAUCUUUUCUAUGCGAAAAACGCCUCCAAGUCAAAGGAGUUCAUGGUAGUCUGGCAUUUAUAGGAGAGUUCAAAUGUAACUUUUUUCCAUUUGAUAACGAUCUGGUAUCGAUGGAAUUAAAGGAUGCAUACAGGGAUCUCUACUUGGAAGGGGAUACCACAAGUCUUCAUCAGUCUGCAUGUUCUUUGAUAGCACUGCAGAAGUUGUACGGUCGUAUUCCAAAAGUUUACGGAAAAGGAAGCUGUGCUCAGAGAGUCUGGGAGCUAACGAAAACAAUGGUCGAUGAAGAGGAAACUGUGUUACACAGCGACAAGGGUGUAAUCGAUCAAAUGAUCAUCCUGGACCGAUCGGUUGACCUAAUGAGUGUGCUUGCUACUCAACUGACCUACGAAGGUCUUAUCGAUGAGGUAUUUGGAAUAAAUAACACAACGGUAAAUCUUCCUGCUGAUAAGUUCAGCUCAGGGGAACGAUUCAAUAUCGAGCGGAAUACCGAAAAAAGUCAAUUCAUUUUAAACUCAAAGGAACAAUUGUAUGCAGAAUUACGAGACAAGAACUUCAAUGCAGUUGGUGCUGUUCUCUCGAGAUUAGCAAAAUCCAUACGAUCCAGAGCAAAUGAAAAUCACGGUGAAAAAUCAAUUCAGGAGUUAAAAAAGUUUGUGGAAAGUCUUCCACAUAUCAAAGCAAACGAACAAUCACUAGCAACGCAUACCAAAAUUGCCGAACUUAUCAAGGAAGUCAUUUCUUCAGAUAGCUUCCUAGACGAGCUUGGUUGUGAGCAGGAGUUCAUUCUGUGCUCAGAAAUAGAUAAACCGAAUACGUUCAUUGAAGAUUUAAUGGCAAAGCAAGCGCCUCUCCGAAAUGUCCUUCGGCUCAUGUGUAUGCAAUCAAUUGCAGGUUCGGGACUAAAACCCAAAGUGCUAGAUUACUACAAACGCGAACUGGUGCAAGUGUAUGGUAUUCAAACACUACUCACCAUCGGCAAUCUUGAGAAAGCUGGACUUCUCAAGCCUCAAACAGGAAACCGCACAUAUGCCGUACUCCGAAAAACAUUGAAUCUAACUGCAGAAACCCCCGAGGAAGUAUCUCCGAAAGAUAUUACCUACGUGCACAGCAUUUACGCUCCCUUAUCGGUGCGUAUUAUUGAGCAACAUCUCAAACCAAACGGGUGGCAAUCCCUGAACGAUGUCCUUUCCAGUUUGCCAGGACCAACUUUCGAAGAUUUCCAACCAGCGAUGGCACUCAAUAGUCGACGUGGCUCAUUCACGUCCGAGAUUUCUCAGUCUGACAUUCCUCGAGUGAUUGUGGUGUUCUUCGUCGGUGGCUGCACGUUCGCCGAAAUCUCCGCCCUGCGAUUCCUCGCCCAACAGGAUGAAAACAAUGUAGAGUUUGUGGUGUGCACCACGAAGCUGAUAAACAAGAACAGCUUUUUGGAUACAUUCAUCGAAAAAUCAAAAUAGGGAAUCCAAUGUAUAUCUAGUGUGCGUUAUAUAUACAGGAAUUGAAUACAUUUUCCGAUGACAAA
This is a messenger RNA of Toxorhynchites rutilus septentrionalis, 1974 nucleotides long. RefSeq names its product vacuolar protein sorting-associated protein 33A (gene car). Lineage: Eukaryota; Metazoa; Arthropoda; Insecta; Diptera; Culicidae. Bases 98 to 1909 code for a protein of 603 amino acids. The transcript has 4 exons. The record is from RefSeq and is a predicted model, not a curated record. Gene Ontology annotation, cellular component: lysosome; CORVET complex. Gene Ontology annotation, biological process: vesicle-mediated transport; intracellular protein transport.